This is a messenger RNA of Danio aesculapii, 2255 nucleotides long. RefSeq names its product zinc finger protein 384 a (gene znf384a). The record is from RefSeq and is a predicted model, not a curated record. Bases 94 to 1899 code for a protein of 601 amino acids. Gene Ontology annotation, biological process: regulation of transcription by RNA polymerase II. NCBI's taxonomy places the organism in Eukaryota, Metazoa, Chordata, Actinopteri, Cypriniformes, Danionidae. The transcript has 12 exons. Gene Ontology annotation, molecular function: RNA polymerase II cis-regulatory region sequence-specific DNA binding; DNA-binding transcription factor activity, RNA polymerase II-specific.
CCAAGGGGUUCGGGCGGAUUUGGACGAAGUUUCCGAACUGUCCCGGCCCGGAGGAGCCCUGGGGGUUGAAAGGGAAUCGCCAGCACCGAAAUAAUGGAAGAUUCCCAUUUCAACUCAUCAUACUUUUGGUCUCCCGUUCCAACAGUGCAAGGACAGAUCGACAACGCCAUGUUUCUGAGUAAGAUGAAAGAGCAGCUCGGGCCGGACAAGGCUGCGUCCUUUCCACACUCGUCCGCGGCGCACUACCCCACAGCGGUGCUGACGGUACCAGGCUCGGUCGCCAUGGAUACGGGAGCAGUCGGGAGGGUGCCAAAGCAGGAGGGUGGAGGUGGUGGUGGUGGUGGUGGAGGAGGGGGCGGGUCAGCAGGGGCGCAGAUGACUGGCGUAGGAGCGCACCUUCAUCCACCUCACACAUCCCAGAACAUCACGGUGGUGCCCGUCCCGUCUACUGGCAUCAUGACUGCAGCAGGGUUAGUGAUCACACCUCAGGGCACGCUGGUCUCUCCUCCUGCCUCCUCUCAGUCUUUUGUUUCUGGACCGCCAACAACAACCAUGAUAGUGUCCGCUUUGCACCCAUCAAACACAGAGGCUGUCCGGCCCCCUUCCCUCUAUCUCCACAGCCACUACAAGAAAGAGGACGGCAGUAUCCCGCCCGCUGUAGUCAUGCCCAUUCCCUCAAAGCGGGGCAGAAAGAAGAAGUCCAUGAUGCCGAGGGCAGGUCCUGUUUCUGCUCAUGCACUCGCGUCAGGGAGUGAUGCGCUGAUUCUGGCACACCUAGCUGCUGGGGGACAGCAUAACACAAAUGAUCCGUACGACCUGUCCAAUGAUGAGGAUGAGCAUCAAGGCAAAGAUGGGAACAAGUCCUACAGGUGCCGAAUGUGUGCGGUGACGUUUUUCAGCAAGUCAGACAUGCAGAUCCACGCCAAGUCCCACACGGAGGCGAAGCCACACAAGUGUCCUCACUGCUCCAAAUCGUUCGCCAACUCCAGCUACCUGGCGCAGCACAUCCGCAUCCACAGCGGCGCCAAACCCUACACCUGCUCUUACUGCCAGAAAACCUUCAGACAGCUCAGUCAUCUACAGCAGCACACACGAAACCACACAGAGGGCAAACCGCACAAGUGUCCUCACUGCUCCAAAUCGUUCGCCAACUCCAGCUACCUGGCGCAGCACAUCCGCAUCCACAGCGGCGCCAAACCCUACACCUGCUCCUACUGCCAGAAAACCUUCAGGCAGCUCAGUCACUUACAGCAGCAUAACAGGAUUCACACUGGCGAUCGGCCGUACAAGUGUGUUCAUCCCGGCUGUGAGAAAGCUUUCACUCAACUGUCCAACCUCCAGUCUCAUCGAAGACAACACAACAAGGACAAGCCAUACAAGUGUCACAACUGCAACCGCGGCUACACGGACGCCACCAGCUUGGAGGUUCACUUGACUACACAUACGGUCAAACACGCCAAACUCUAUUCCUGUGGCCUCUGCAACCGCUCUUACACAUCUGAAACCUACCUGAUGAAACACAUGCAAAAACACAACCCAGAUCCUCUGACGGUAGCGGCUGCGGUGGCAGCUCAGCAGGCCCAGAACCCAGGGCAGGGUUCAGGUGGAGGGAGUGGGCGAGGCCGUGGGCGGGGCAGAGGAGCAGCAGCCGCAGCAGCAGCCGCCGCCGCCGCCGCCGCAGCAGCAGCGCAGGCCCAAAACCAGAACAACCCCACACCGCCAACCAGCUACUCUGUUUCUGACGGCAUUCCCUGCCCGUUCGACCUGCAUCAGUACAAGACCGUGUCGGCCGGAGAAAUCCAGUAUAAGCCGGUCACAGUUGCCGAUUUAACGGCCCACAAAGACCUCUGCCUCACCGUCUCCACCUCUGCCAUCCAGGUGGAGCACAUGAACUCGUAGAGAGGUGGAGCGAGGAGGAACGGACCAUGAGUUUGGAAGGAAAUAGAUAAAAACACUGCCUUGAGGACAGAGGAGGAUUUCCAAAUACAGACCUGGAGGACGAGGAGAAACGGAGGAGCAGCACAUGAACUCGAAUGAGCUGUCUAUCUGUAGACUUGCGUUGCAGUGUCACAAAAAAGGCCUUAUGCUAAUUUAAUUUAGCUAACAUUUAAACCUAAGUUUCGUUGCUUUGCCAGCAAUUUAUUUUUAACUUUAACUCACAAAGCAUUAAGGGAUAGUUCGCUCAGAAAUGGAUAUUUACUCACUAUUUACUCAUCCUCAAGUGGUUCCAGACUUUUGAGUUUCUUUUUUUCUGU